AACCCCCCUUUUCCCUCUUCACUCUCAGAGACACUUCACAAACCAAAUUCCAAUUAAUCCCGUUUUCCAUAUUUCCAAUCAAGAAAAGAACCAACAGUUUAUGGAAAAUAAAAGCUCUCAGAUUCUUGACCCCUUUAUUGUAUUGUACCUCCUCAUUUAAUACUUACUAGUUUACAUGAAUGAGUUUUUCCACACACCAACUCCCAAACGACCCCUGGUCCACAUUUUCAUGUAUAAAAACCCCCUCAAGACACAACAUGCAGUAUUGGGUUUUCCUCUGUGUUCCCACCAUUACUGUGCAAAAAUCUCAAGAUGGCUGCUGCUUUCUUGACUUCUCAAGUCCUGUUCUUGGCCACAGCAUUGGCUGCUUCCGCAGGCACCGUAUUCCUCUUUGAUCUCUUAAGGGAAAGGUGUUUUCCUCCUCCUCAAAUUCCCCGGAAUCAAGAUUCCCUUAUCCAACGAAAACAACUUCUAAAAUCUUGCUUAUCUUCAGGUAAACCUCUCCAACCCCAAGAAAAUAAAAAAAGGAAAAGGAAGAAGAAGAGAGUGCAAUUUGCAGAUGAUGUGAAAGAUUCAAAGAGCAAUGGCAACAGAAAAAAACACAGAAAAUUUGCUGAAACCGAUGAGAAGAGUUGUUGCGGGAAUGCGGUUGUUGGGUUGAAGAAAUUGCCGGCGAAUCGGGCGACUUUGUACAGUGGGAUUCUCAUCAGGGAGCGAUUGCGGAGAAUGGGUACUCUGUGUUGAGUGAAUCUAAAUGAGUGUUCUUGCUGUUCUUAUUGGAUUCCCCUCUCAUUCUUAUAGUAAAUACAGGAAAUUUUAUCCUCUCGUAAUUUUUCUUUUUUAUUUUAUGGCUUUUUUGUGUGUAAAUACUUAGUAGGAUUUAAGAUUGAAACAUUUAAAUUCAUUAUUAUAAAUAUA
Sesamum indicum (sesame) is the source of this 918-nucleotide messenger RNA. Lineage: Eukaryota; Viridiplantae; Streptophyta; Magnoliopsida; Lamiales; Pedaliaceae. The record is from RefSeq and is a predicted model, not a curated record.